AGAAGGCAGAAAAUGGAGAGCGAUGCAGGGCAGUGGUCCCAUCUCCCGAAGGAUCUGCUAGCGAAGAUCGCCGGACGCCUCGACACCCGCAUCGAUUUUCUCCGUUUCCGCAGCGUCUGCUCUUCAUGGAUGUCGUCCGUUUCCCCUACCUUUCCCAGCAAAAACCCUCUCUUGUCUCUGAAACUCCCGUACCCCAUUGACUCCAUUGCAAACCUCAACAUCAGUGACCCCGACACCCGCAACCCUCGCGUCUCCUUUUCCCUCAUCGAGUCCACUCUCUAUUAUCUUCAACCACUCCGCCAAACCCCAGAUUCCAAAGAGGCCCUGUUGAUUAAGUUGAAGGAGCCUAAACCAGGGAAAGUCCGUCUUAUGGACACCCUCUCCAGACGCCCCAUCCAGCAUCUGCCCAAAAAUUUCCCCAAGGUUCUCAACACGCUUGACUUUCGAGUCCGUGAAGUUGGUAAAACUUAUGGUCUUCGUUUGUUUGAUGUUCGGGGUAAGCCUAUUACUAGGUUUGAGUUCAAAUCUAUUUUGAUCACGAAAGUAAUUAUGUUCUCGAAGGGUGAUGAGUAUGGUUUGAUGAUGAUUCAUAUUAGAGGGGGGCUGGCUCUAUGGAGAUUGGGGGAGAAGAAAUGGAGUUUGAUAGAUGAUGGAGCAGAGAAAUCUCAUUUUGACGAUGUUAUAUACUAUAAGGGGAGAUUCUAUGCUAUUGAUUAUAUAGGAAGAAUCGUGGUGAUUGAUGCUGACUCUCUGAAAGCCACAGAGCUUGCGUCUCCGGUGCAUGGGAGCAGGGGUAAUCACAGGCAUUUUGUGGAGUCAUUUGGGGAACUGUUUUUGGUUGAUAAGUACGUAGAAACCUUUUGUAAUAAUUAUAGCGACAUAGUUUCUGUUGUCCCGGAUUAUCCUGUUCAUUUUGAGGUCUUUAAGUUCAUUGAGGAGGAGCAGAAGUGGGAUUGGGUAAGCGACAUUGGCGACCGAGUGUUGUUUGUGGAUGAUGACCGCACCUUUUCUCUCUCGUCUACUGACUUCCCUUGAUUCAAGGGGAACUGCGUUUAUUUCACCGAAUACUGUUUCUGUGAAGAAGAUGAUGAUCGUCCCGGGUUCGAUGCUGGCAUAUUCGAUUUAGAGCAGCGCAUUGCUAGGCCACUAUCGGCUUUCCCAGGGUAUUCUAAGAUCUUUUGGCCACCCCCAGCUUGGCUCAGGGCACAAAGAAGCUCAAU
Molecule: messenger RNA, 1220 nt
Organism: Vitis riparia (riverbank grape)
Lineage: Eukaryota; Viridiplantae; Streptophyta; Magnoliopsida; Vitales; Vitaceae
Product: F-box protein SKIP23-like
Exons: 1
Coding region: 13-1035 (340 amino acids)
Molecular function (GO): protein binding
Source: RefSeq, a predicted model, not a curated record